Messenger RNA from Mytilus californianus (California mussel), 2051 nucleotides. RefSeq names its product ficolin-2-like. The coding region runs from base 613 to 1602 and encodes 329 amino acids. Lineage: Eukaryota; Metazoa; Mollusca; Bivalvia; Mytilida; Mytilidae. The record is from RefSeq and is a predicted model, not a curated record. The transcript is spliced from 5 exons.
UUAUUAUUAUUACUCAUAAUCUGUUUGAAUAUUAAAUAUUUAUAUUAAUUUGGAAUCAUAAAAUUCACAAUGGGUAAUUUGAUAACUAGUUAUAGUAUAAAGAUGAGUGGACUUCCAGGGUCUUAGUUCUAACGUAUUUACGGUAUCUUAGCGGAACAUUCAUGACAAACCGCUGGAACAUCUGUUUGUUAGAGUGUUACGGAACAAAGUCUUGUAUUCAUAUAAAUCUGUAUAAUGUUAGAUAAUGAUGGAUCGCUACUAAAUGCAGAAAGACAAUUGAUUAAUGAAUCAACGAUUUUAUUCGUAACUUUUAUAUAACAGAUAUUUCUCCCGUUAUGGUUGAUUUCGACAGUCGUUAGUAAAUAGUUUGGAUUGUAGAAAAACAGAAGCAAUUUCAAAAUUUUUUCAAAUUAAAUUUUACAAACUGCAUAUAUAAAUACUUAAUAAGGCGCAAUUAAAACAUUGAAUUCAUUUUGAGUUUACAGAUUUUAAAGGAAAAAUCAUAAUUAUGAAGAAUACAUUUGAUUGUUUAACAUUUUCAUUCACGGUACCCACAUCAUUUUUCAAGCCAACAUUUUAAAGUUUAUAUAACAAUACUAUGUUGAAUUGAAGAUGGAUGUUUCCAGACAUCAACAGACGAAAUUCGUGUUCCUUUUGCUGAUUUUCAUCACAAGUAUGGACGAUUCAAUCUGUACAACCGUGCGUGUAGGAAAAUAUUCUGUGGAGAAAAACAGGCGAGUUAAACAAACUAUCAAUCCCGUGGAAUCGGAACUUGCAAAAUCUGUUAUUGUCUGCGUACGAAGAUUCCAUGGAAGAGAUGAUGCAUGUUUAGCAGACUACAACCCAGAAACACGAACAUGCAAUAUCUUUACUUCCGGUUGUUGUCCCGGCAGCGAUGAACGUCAAACAGGAUUUUCACUUUUCAGACGAGAUUUAGAAGGUUUCACCAACCCACCGGCAGAGGACUGUUCAUUUUAUAAAAGUUCAGGACAACCAACAGGUGUUUAUACGAUUUAUCCUGAACAUCUUCCGAAUGGGAUCUCAGUUUAUUGCGACAUGGACGUAGAUGAAGGUGGCUGGACAGUUAUACAACGACGGUUUAACGGCUCAGUUGAUUUCUAUAGAAACUGGGAGGAGUACAAAUCUGGUUUUGGAAACGUAGCUGGUGAACACUGGUUAGGGAACGAAAACAUAUACCAGUUGACACGAGGUAACAGUUAUGUACUUAGAAUAGAUUUACAAGCUUUCGAUGGGAAAACAGCAUAUGUUAAGUACUUCACCUUUACCAUAUCUGAAGGAACCGAAGACUACGGAUUAACCAUCGGAGAAUAUUGCGGAACUGUCGAUGGAAGCACCGGCAUGAUGGGUAACAACAAUGCAAAGUUCAAGACAAAAGAUAAAGACGACACCGCAAGAGGAAGUAUUCCACCGUGUAGCGAGAAGUUACAUUCAGGAUGGUGGUUUCAGCAAUAUUGUUCUACUGUCAAUUUAAAUGGAAAAUGGACCCCUGAUGAAAGUAUUGACUCAAUGAAUUGGCAGUACUGGGACCCUUAUUUUACUAAGGGUUUGGAAAAAUCGUCCAUGAAAAUUCGUCGUAAAUAAAGUAAAUUUAACAAGAAUGACGAAAAAGUUAACAAUAAUCUUUUCAGAUCAACUGACAUCAUUUUGCUAAAUGGUAGCGUUGAUGUUAUGAUAACAUUUUUAUUAGUCUUGCUCUAUUUUACUUUUCGUUUAGACAAUAUCAAACGAAAACAUUAAUUUCCAUUUACUUAUUCAAAUAAAAUGUGUGUUGGAACCUAGAGCUAUGCCUAUGUAUACCUACUUAUAAGUCAUACAUCGCUGCUUUUUAUGAUAUUGUGUUCACUAGGUUAACACAUUUGAAAAUAAAAGUAAGAUAAUAACUAUGACAGUAACAUUUCGCUCAUUGUUAAAAAAUGUUGUUUUCAUUAAAAAUGUGAUAAUCUUUUGUUUUAAGAUUAAAUAUAUAAUUACAUAGAAGUGUUCAUUCGACGAAGAAGAUCCUCUUGUCUUUUUGUCCCCCAUCGGCGGCC